This is a messenger RNA of Penicillium cataractarum, 384 nucleotides long. RefSeq lists its product as uncharacterized. NCBI's taxonomy places the organism in Eukaryota, Fungi, Ascomycota, Eurotiomycetes, Eurotiales, Aspergillaceae. The record is from RefSeq and is a predicted model, not a curated record. The coding region runs from base 1 to 384 and encodes 127 amino acids. The transcript has a single exon.
AUGCCGUCCCCACCAAUGAACCGGAAUAUCAGCGACUCCAAUCCCCGAGGACCAGAUGUGGCCAACCUGCCAAGGACCUGGAUGACCCCCAACGAGUACUUCCACAAUUUGGCCAUUUCCAUGCCGGUCAUAGAAGAUCUUGCUACAUCCCAAGCCAAUGCCGUCUCACAAUCCAGACUCGUGCGGUCUACCAUGCCCCUAAACGAUUCAAAAAGUGCCAUUCCUCCAAACUGGACUCCCCAGGCCACGGACCUAUGGCAUCAAUGCCCUGAGAACUGGACACAGCUGGAUCACAAUGUAGGCAAUCAGGAUACCCCCGGACGGACCCAGGCCCCAAUUUCAACCAGGAUGGAAAACGGUGCCGUGAACCCACCCCAUCCCUGA